This is a messenger RNA of Drosophila subpulchrella, 1340 nucleotides long. RefSeq names its product protein pinocchio (gene Pino). Lineage: Eukaryota; Metazoa; Arthropoda; Insecta; Diptera; Drosophilidae. Bases 472 to 990 code for a protein of 172 amino acids. The transcript is spliced from 4 exons. The record is from RefSeq and is a predicted model, not a curated record.
UUUGAGUUUUGAGUUUCGCGGUUCGACUUGGUCUUUAGCUCGCUCUGGAGAAAACUAUUCGAAUCUGGUGAAAAGCAUUCCCAUUACCAGCUACUCAGUUCAGUUUCGCUUCCCAGUCCAACUAUAAAAGUGCGCUGCAGUCUCUGUCAAAACAACUGCAUACUGUUAUUACAAUUGCCAAUUGCAUUUUCAUGAGCUAACUGUCUUUCGCAUCGCGUGUGAAAAGUUACAAACAAUAAAACAAUUGCCAACGGUUAAUGUUAAUAUCGAGGCAAUUAUAAAAAAAAGUAAUUGGAUUGUCUGGCUUACGCAAGGCCAACUACAAUUACCAACAACAAGCAAAACAAAUCGCAUAUAAAAAAAAGCAGCACAGAAAUCCCAAUUUGGAUUUAUUAAUAGCGCUGAAAAAAAAGUAAAAACACCAACAACCGUUGCCGUAAAUAACACAACAAAUUGCCAUCAACAGCCAAUAUGUCGAUCGCCAGUGUUCACGGUCCCCAAAUCGCCGACAUCUGCAGUCCCUUGUCGCAUCACAAUCUCCGUCUGUCUGCUUCGGUGCCAGAUCUGGUUGGUAGCCCCCUGGAGAUCAGCAUGGACAACGUGCUGACCAUCGAGGAGCUGCGCCAGCACAUGGGCUCCUGUUUCACCUGCGGCGUCUCCUGGACGGAUGACCAUGUGUCCCUCGACUGCAGCGAAUGCGGUGGCUACAGCCUGGAGCGUCCCUGUCCCCUUUGCGACGGCCAGUGCGGUGUCCAAUGGAAACGUGAUUUCGCCAUGUCCCAUGCCUGCAGUCAAGCUCGCUGGGUGGGCGUGUGCAUUAGUUAUCCGGAAGUGGUGGCCGGAGUCCAGAUGCCCGUUGGCGGAGCCGCUGGAGCUGGAGCCACCUCGUGUGCCGCUGCCGCUGCGAAUCAACUGCGUUUGGCCCAGGAGCUGUGCUCCCGCCUGGAACAGCUGUCCACAUCGACGGCGAGCAAAAGCGGACGCAUCUAGAGCGAGGACCGCCAAAACAGUUCCUUCGACAGCCAGACUGCAAACAAGCCUCCACAUCAGCCACACCUCCCCGCACACACAGCCAAUCAACCGGAUAGCAGAUAGCUGAAAGCUGUAGCAGAUACAGCUCCACCUCCAACUCCACUACCCCACACAAAAAACACACAGUCUCUCACCCGUAAUUUAGGGCCUAAUUACUAAGCUUUUUAGUUGUUAGUUUUUAUUGUUGUGCAGCGUUCAGUCUUUAUAUUUUUUUCUGUUUAUUUUUGCACACAUUUUCUUUUGUUUUAUGAUUUCACUGGUUUCGUUUUCGUUUCGUUGAGUUGUGUGACUAUGCAAAUGUUAAGCAG